AUAAUGGCAGCAAACACUGAGGCAGGAAGAAGCUUUGCUAGGAGAGAUCAAUUGCUCAAGAUACAGUCACAGAUCCAAAAGCUUUGGGAAGAAGAAAAGAUUUUUGAGGCUACUGCCAGAAGCGCGCCACCUGAUCCAGGUGAGAAGUUCUUUGGAAAUUUCCCUUACCCUUAUAUGAACGGGUUUUUGCAUCUGGGCCAUGCCUUCUCUCUAUCAAAGCUUGAGUUUGCUGCGACCUACCAUCGACUUUGUGGUCGAAAUGUUCUCCUUCCUUUUGCAUUCCAUUGCACGGGUAUGCCCAUCAAGACAUCAGCUGAUAAGCUCGCAAGAGAGAUGGAACAGUAUGGAAACCCACCUUAAUUUCCUUCCGAGGAGGAUUUUACAGAUGAGAUUGAAGAGAGCAAGAUUUAAGAGGGAAAUUUAGUAGCCCCUGAUAAGUUCAAGAGCAAACGGUCAAAAUCUACUGCAAAAUCUGGAAGGGAGAAGUUUCAGUGGGAGAUUAUGAGGAGCUUCGGACUUCCAGACCAAAAAAUUGAUGAAUUCAAAGAUCCAAAUCGAUGGCUUACUUAUUUCCCUCCUUUGGCAAAAGAAGAUCUCAAGUCUUUCGGCCUUGGUUGUGACUGGCGGUGCACUUUC
Molecule: messenger RNA, 636 nt
Organism: Dendrobium catenatum
Lineage: Eukaryota; Viridiplantae; Streptophyta; Magnoliopsida; Asparagales; Orchidaceae
Product: leucine--tRNA ligase, cytoplasmic-like
Exons: 1
Coding region: 4-360 (118 amino acids)
Biological process (GO): leucyl-tRNA aminoacylation
Molecular function (GO): ATP binding; leucine-tRNA ligase activity
Source: RefSeq, a predicted model, not a curated record